Messenger RNA from Effrenium voratum, 1837 nucleotides. The record is from the annotation of a GenBank genome assembly. Lineage: Eukaryota; Dinophyceae; Suessiales; Symbiodiniaceae.
CGAGCACAAGGCCAUGACUUUGAUUUGAUGUUGGAUAGACUCGGCCAUGACUUUGCGGUCCCUGCCUGUGGUGGACUCAAGGCUGCAGCAGCAGACAACCACGCCUGUGUGGUGCAGGUUGCUGUUGGCAAGGCUCAUGCCCUCCUCCUGACAGAUGAAGGAGUGUUGUACAGCUGGGGUGCCAACAACGAUUGCGGGCAGCUGGGACGUGUUUGCUACAACCAGGAGAAGAUGUUGAAGCCAGCUCCAGUGAUUGCGGGCAUCAAGCAAGAAAUUAUAGUUCAGAUUGCUUGUGGCUUGAACCAUUGCCUCGCCUUGACCCAAAAGGGUGCCCUGUACGCCUGGGGCCACAACAGAGCUGGUCAACUGGGAGUUGAUGGUUUCAACACACAUGCGGCUGUCGAAGAUCUAGCAGUCAGCGCUCCAACAUACGUGAAGUCAUUCAACGGACAGGAUGGAUCUCUUUGUGCAAGAAGCUGCAGCUGUGGUCCAGAGAGCUCCGCUUGCGUCACGGUGAGGGGAGAGGUGUACGUGUGGGGAGCAAUCAGCUACUACUUGAUUGGCUCGCAAAAGAAGUACGGUGGAGGUGAGAACGCUACUGUGCCUGUUUGCAUCAAAAGCUUGCCCAAAGAGUUGUACGCUGAUGACAUGGGGCCAGACCAGGUGUCCCUUUACAAGGACACAGUCGCUUGCAAUAUAUCGAAGCUGAACAUCGAAGAUGACAUGGCAAGCCUCAUCCAGUCGUUGAAGACUCGCUCCUCCCAAUUGCUGUCCGUGCUGCGAACCAAGCGGGCAGAAGCAAAUGACCGGCCAACAGGUGGUGAAGACGACUUCGAUGUCGAGGAGCUUCGCCAAUUGCAUCAUGACUUUCAGAACCAAAAGAAGGUUCUGCAGACGCAGAUGGAUGACUUGCAGAAGCAGCUCAGCUCCUAUCGGACCGAGCUGGCCAGAGUGAAGAGAGAGCUGACAGUGUGCGAUCAGCAGGAUGCUGCACUAACAGAAACAGCUCGGAAUUUGGAGGCCAGGAAAGACCAAGUUGAGGCCAGCGCAGCGAAUAGACGUACACUGGAAACAAAGCUUCAUGACAUUAGCCACUUCAAGUCGUCGAACCAACGCAAAAGGCUCCAGUUGCUGAACGAGCGUGACGAGACUGAACGCCAGCUGCUUCGCCUUACCCAGGAGCUCACUUUGGCAAUGAACCAGCAGCAACAGUUUGAUAGCCGGACGAGAAUGAUCCGUUCCCUCCACGGUGAAGCAGGCAACAAGUCGAGCUCUCUGGACGAGAAGGGGCUCAAGGUCCUGGACAUGAAGAGAAGGGAGCUUGCGGCUACCGAGCCUGUCAAGCUUGCCGGAACGGGGCGCUUCAAUGGGCUGCAUGAGAUUGUGGAAAUCUCUGACGGAGCAUUGCACGAUGUCUCGAGCUCCUUGAAGGAGGUGCGUGCAGCAGCCGGCAGUGACGGUGCCUUUCUGGAAGAAGUUCUGGAGGACAACCUGCAGAUCAGGAAAGAAAUCAAUGCGCUUAUUCAGGCACGAAAAGACCAGGCGGAGCUUGGUGCCCUCAACGAAGAAGGAACAAAAGUUGUUGAAGAAGGAUUGCUGCAAUUUUUCCAAGAAGCAUCUUUGGUUCUGUCGGAGCAUGAGCGACCAGAUGGAGGUGGACAAAGUGGUCAAAGAAGUCAAAUCGGUCAAAGCGGUUGGGGGUUGGGGAUAGCUUAGAUAGGCGGCCCAUACGAGGACGCCUUCAACACUUUCGCUUGUGUACAAAGUCUUCACAGCGGAGCUGAGCUGAAGACCAGCUCCAAAAGGUGCGCGAGCCAACCUGAGAGCUGGUUUUGAC